UCCCUCCUCCCAUUCCCCAAUAAAAUCUUUAAAAAAAAAAAAAUCAAGCCCAUACAAAUGUGGAUUUGACCCUACAGGGUCCGCACGCCUACCCUUCACAAAAUUUCUAGUAGCCAUUACAUUUCUAUUAUUUGACCUAGAAAUUGGCCCCCUCCUACUCCUGCCCUGAGCAUCUCGAAUAAUCUAAAAACCGUAUUUACCAUGGCACAUAAGCUUAGCUUAUCAAUGAAUUCAAAAAGGCUACAAUGAACUGAUGGUCCCCAGAUGGGAAGGGGUUGGAGGCAAGAGUAAGGGAUUAAGUACAAAUUGUCAGUUAAAAAAUGGUCACGAGGAUGUAAAGUGCAGUACAGGGAAUAGUGUCAAUCAUAUUGUUAAAAAUGUGGAUGGUGCCAGGUGAGUGCUAGGCUUAACCAGGGGAUUACUUUGUAAGAUGUGUAAAUAUCUCACCACCAUGCUGUACCUGACACUAACUCUUGUAUAAUAUUGAAUGUCAACUGUAGUUGAAAAAUAAGAUUUUAAAAGCUAGAAUGAACUGAAUAUAGUUAGUUUAAAUGAAAACAAAUUAUUCUGAGUCAUUAAAUUAUGAUUAAGUUCAUAAUUAUCGAAUGCCCCUAACUUAUGUUAUCAUUUUAGCAUUUCCGGUCCAGGCCCCUGGGCAGGUCUGUCCUGGCACGCUACGUAAAGCUGCACCCCUCCAACAACACGUCGCGCUCAGCGCCCUAAUUUUUCUGCUUGGCACGCAUAACUCAUGCCCUAUAUUUUACUGACCUGUUUGCCUGCCUCCAGCUAAAGGUAGGAUCCACGAGGGCUGAGCCUCUCAGGACCGAGCACACAGUGGGUGCUCAACACGCAUGUGUCAGGUGACUCUUUGAUCCCACAGCACGUCUAUCGCCACGUGGGGUCAAGUCUUUCUAUCCUCGCCUCUAAGCCCGCCCAGUGCUCUGCAUCCCCGUCGGCCCUGCCCAAGCCCCUUCUCUCGGUGGCUCCAAGUCGCCCUCUGGUGCUCCAGCGGAGAGCUUUAAAGCGCAGCUCCCGCGGCCCCUCCUCCGGCGGCCGUUACUCAGCGCCCCAUCCCGGAUAAAUGCCGCGUUUCAGAUAAAAUACGGCUAGAACCUCAGCAGUCGCAGCGGACCGUCGGUGCUGAGGUCCUCCGCGGUCUUCGGUUCCCUCGGUAACCGUUGCCAACAAGGGAACGCCCCGGAUGUAGACAACACGCCUGCGCUGAGGCAUCCCGCCUGCGCCUGCGCACACUGGAAGCGGCCGCCGCGCUCGGCAUGGGGGAGCCGGAGCCUGCUUCGGAGCAGAUCCGUCUGAAGUGCAUCCGUAAGGAAGGCUUCUUCACGGUGCCUCCGGAACACAGGCUGGGACGCUGCCGGAGCGUGAAGGAGUUUGAGAAGCUGAACCGCAUCGGGGAGGGCACCUAUGGCAUCGUGUACCGGGCCCGGGACACCCAAACGGAUGAGAUUGUCGCUCUUAAGAAAGUGCGGAUGGACAAGGAGAAGGACGGGGUCCCCGUCAGCAGCCUUCGAGAGAUCACGCUGCUCCUGCGCCUUCGCCAUCCCAAUAUCGUGGAGCUGAAGGAGGUGGUCGUAGGGAACCACCUAGAGAGCAUCUUCCUGGUGAUGGGUUACUGUGAGCAAGACCUGGCCAGCCUGCUGGAGAAUAUGCCAGCACCCUUCUCUGAGGCUCAGGUCAAGUGCAUUGUGCUACAGGUGCUCCGCGGCCUCCAGUACCUACACCAGAACUUCAUCAUCCACAGGGACCUGAAGGUGUCCAACCUGCUCAUGACCGAUAAGGGCUGCGUGAAGACAGCGGAUUUCGGCCUGGCCCGGGCCUAUGGCAUCCCAGUGAAGCCAAUGACCCCCAAGGUGGUCACUCUGUGGUACCGAGCCCCCGAACUGCUUCUGGGAACCACCACGCAGACCACCAGCAUUGACAUGUGUCCGCCCCCUCCCUCCGCUUCAGCUCCCUUCCGGCUCCCGCAGGGCUUCUCCAAGCUGCCGCUAGUCAGCCAGUACAGCCUGCGGAGGCAGCCGUACAACAACCUGAAGCACAGGUUCCCGUGGCUGUCGGAGGCCGGCCUGCGCCUGCUCAACCUCCUCUUCAUGUACGACCCGAAGAAAAGGGCGACGGCCGGGGACUGCUUGGAGAGCUCCUACUUCAAGGAGAAGCCCCUGCCCUGCGAGCCGGAGCUCAUGCCCACCUUCCCCCACCACCGCAACAAGCGGGCCGCCCCGACCGCGGGCGAAAGCCAGAGCAAGCGCUGCAGGCCCUGACAGCCGCCUGGAACUGCCCCGCACUGCUUCCUGCCGCCACCACUGCCCCAGAACAGCAGGGUGUGCACCUCCGAGGGCCCGGAGGCUGGACCCACCUGGGCUGUGGUGGCGCCAUCUGGUGGCCAUGCUGGGUAGAAGCUCAGGAAGCCGUACUGGACCCAUGAGUGGGUGGGUGCAGGCUUGGGAAGUGCAGGCUUCUGCUGGCUGCGUGUGCCCUCUUAGUACCAAGGUCUGCCUGGGGCAGGGAGAGGGCAAGGCUGGCAGGACUCACAGCGGUCUGGUUGGGCUGGGGGCUGAGCCCUGUCCUCACCCCCACACUGAGGCCCUAGGCGGUGGGCACAUGGCUGGGGCUAACAGGAAUUCAGAGAUAAAAACUUUCCUGGCAGAUGUGGCAA
Molecule: messenger RNA, 2671 nt
Organism: Hipposideros armiger (great roundleaf bat)
Lineage: Eukaryota; Metazoa; Chordata; Mammalia; Chiroptera; Hipposideridae
Gene: CDK10
Product: cyclin dependent kinase 10
Exons: 12
Coding region: 1275-2276 (333 amino acids)
Biological process (GO): regulation of mitotic cell cycle; protein phosphorylation
Cellular component (GO): nucleus
Molecular function (GO): protein serine/threonine kinase activity; ATP binding
Source: RefSeq, a predicted model, not a curated record